This is a messenger RNA of Lacerta agilis (Sand lizard), 1724 nucleotides long. It is a transcript of the gene GNPNAT1, whose product is annotated as glucosamine-phosphate N-acetyltransferase 1. Bases 16 to 717 code for a protein of 233 amino acids. The record is from RefSeq and is a predicted model, not a curated record. Gene Ontology annotation, cellular component: Golgi apparatus; endoplasmic reticulum-Golgi intermediate compartment; endoplasmic reticulum. Gene Ontology annotation, molecular function: glucosamine 6-phosphate N-acetyltransferase activity; monosaccharide binding. The transcript has 7 exons. Gene Ontology annotation, biological process: UDP-N-acetylglucosamine biosynthetic process. Lineage: Eukaryota; Metazoa; Chordata; Lepidosauria; Squamata; Lacertidae.
GCCGGGAUCCUGCGCAUGCGCGCUGGGAGGCGCCUCGCCGCUCCUCCCCGCAGCCGGCGUUUCGCGAGGGGGGGGGCGGCGCAGAAGGAGGGAGAGAGAUCGGCGCGUGCACGCGGAGGUACACCAGUUGCAGUCUCAGCUGCCAUGAUGCCUGCAGCAACAGUAAAGACUGACACCACGCCAUUGUAUGACCCUCACCUCCUUCGGGAACUGGACUGGAGUCAGAAUACCGUGACAUUUUCCCCUGCUAUUUCUCCUGCGGAACCGGGCAGCGGUUUAGUUUUGCGGCCACUUUGCAUUGCCGACAUCAACAAAGGCUUUUUAAAAGUUUUAGGUCAGCUGACUGAAACGGGAAUUGUCAGCCCUGAGGAAUUCAUCAAAACAUUUGAACACAUGAAGAGUUCUGGGGACUACUACAUUACAGUAGUGGAAGAUACUAUUCUAGGAGAGAUUGUGGCUACUGCAACUUUAGUCAUAGAACACAAGUUUACUCACUCAUGUGCAAAGAGGGGAAGAAUAGAAGACGUUGUUGUAACCGAAGAAUGCAGAGGAAAACAACUUGGAAAAUUAUUGAUGUCAACUCUCACACUGCUAAGUAAGAGACUGAAUUGCUACAAAAUCACUCUCGAGUGUCAGCCAAAAAAUGUUGCUUUCUAUGAAAAAUUUGGAUAUUCAGUAUCUGAAGAAAAUUACAUGUAUCAAAGAUUCUUCAAUUAAAGGACUUCCAGGUAUAAUCUCAUGCAAUGGACUGUUGGUGGAGGACUGUCUCUUCUCUUUCUCUCUUUUCUCUUUGUGGAAAACAAAUGAAAUUAGCACCUCCGGAGAUGGCACAACAAAUACAGUACAACAGACUUCGACUUAGGUUUCCUUGCUGACAGGAAACAUUUUAGAAGCCAUUUCCUACUGUUAAUCCUUUUUCUGGCUGGGAUGUGAAAGAUUAUUGCCAGGUGAGGGUGGUUUUUAACCAAAGGUUAUAUUUUUACCUGAUUUCUUUCUUGCCUUGUAUUUUUCUAAGUCUUGUGCUGCUUUGUGUUGCCAAUUCAAGGGUGGUUAAUGAGGCAGGACUGACUUGAGAGGUUUUUAGUCAUGUGGGUAGGAGAAACGCAAGACCAGGCUGUCAGUGGUCUUGGCGUUAGUGCGCCUCAGAUCUUCAUGAGCCCCAGAAGAGCCCUGCAAUGAUUGAUUUGUUGUGCAGUGGGCUGAGCAGUUCUGUUGGUCCCCUAGCAGUCGCAACUGGUAAACAUUAUUGCUUACACAAAGAACCUGCAUUUCUAAAGUAUUCUUUAUCUCUUGUAGCUGUGAAAAGGCAGUGGGGCCAAGGGGCCCCCUUUUCCAGCAUGGGCUAUCACAUGUAUGCUUUGCAAAAGCAAUCUUCUGCCAUGUUACAGACCCCAAACCCUCAUCUCGGAGGCUCCCCGUGCUUUGGGGCUUUAGAUAAAGCCAUCUAGCACUUCUUGCCGUGUGCCGGCAGUAACGGUACAACUUUCCUCCCACCAUUUCAACUUGGAAGGGGGUAGUCUUGGGCAUUACAAGCAAAUGAAGGGCACUGCAGAAAAGUUUUGUAGUUGAGUAAAUAGCUUUAUAAAAUAUUACUGAGGGCUACUGUAAAUGGAUUUCAUGCAUUUUGUGGUACUCUAAAAACUUUAUUGGGGAUGACUAAAGUUUAUUUAUUCAGUUGUUUUUUAAGAAGCACUGUUAAGACAUAAAUAAAUGGAGGCUGUUAA